This is a messenger RNA of Toxoplasma gondii ME49, 5205 nucleotides long. RefSeq lists its product as hypothetical. Bases 1656 to 3701 code for a protein of 681 amino acids. Lineage: Eukaryota; Apicomplexa; Conoidasida; Eucoccidiorida; Sarcocystidae. The transcript is spliced from 5 exons. The record is from RefSeq and is a predicted model, not a curated record.
GAAAUAUGGCUUCCUUCUAGAUCUGGCAGAAGUCAUCUGACUAAUUAUGUGUUCCAGUACUUUCCCAAAGUGUCGUCCGCAUUCGAUGCAGACUGCAUGGCGCCUCACCGGCCUUUUCCGGUGACGGUGACGCACUCGGAUUCACGAACUACCGAGCGCGGAAAUUAAAUUAAAUUUCCCAGCAGGUAGAUCGUGAGUAAAGAGAACGAACCAGUGACUUGCUUCGCCUUCUGGUUUGCCACCAAGACGGUCCAUGCCACUUUUUCUCUGGUUUCGUAGGCGUCCGACACUGUACGGUGGAUGCCUAGCACCGCAUCUUAGGAAAACCGAUGUGUUCUUGUGUGGAAACCGUAUCUCCCUUUUUCUCCCGUUAACUUUUCUUUGCUUCGUCGGUGUAGUCUAAACUGUGCACGUGUAUUUCCCCGGGGAACAAUUUGCACCGCGUGCCUCUUGAUGGUCGACGCACGGUGCUUGUGUCCGCGGCUCAUACGCCAGCUUGACAGGCGCUUUCCGUGUCACUGAAUACGAAGGGGAUAUUUUCCGGUUUGCAGAUUGCAUCGUGUUCGACGAAGCGGUUCGUUGGCCUACGUGAAGCCUGCGAAGUGCCUUUUUCUCGCUGGCGCAGAAUAUUUCCUCGCUUCUGCCGCGCCGCGACGGACUAGCAACUUGUUCUUGUCUCCGGAAUGAGACACGGUGUUCGAAUAGGCGAACGCCAUGUUGCCUCUCGAGCAGGGUAGAAGAGUGAAGGUACAGAAUUGUGUCCCACUGGCAUUGCUUGCCCUGCACGUAUCGGGGGAAUCUACCCACAACGCCAAAAGCCGUCUCUCAUGACCACAGAACAGAAGACCUCAGGAGCCAAUCCCCGGGUGACCGCAUGGACGUAGCGCGUCCAUGUCCACCACGGCGAUUCCCCGGGUAGCCCUGUGACGCUCUGUGUCAUUUUGUGCCUUCAAAUAAACUCCUAGAACGUAUUUGUCUAUGUGUGAAAAGGCACAACCACUGGCGUUUCCUCUUGGCACUUCCAGAGCUCAAGUGUGAACGUGAAGAACCCUUCACCGCCUCAUUAAGCAUAACUCAUUCUUUCGGGGCUUGAUUGCGUAGUGCGUUUGUAUCCCUUUGAGUUUCUCGUAAAGACACUUACGCAAGCGCUCUGCCUCGAACGACAUCCGAGACAUGUGCAUCUCAUGCACCUGGCGUGGCUGAGCACCAAAGAUACAUUUUUCGAUCAGCCUUUGUUUGCAUGCGGUGGUCAUGGCACGGCAACGCUUCUCCUACUCAUGGAAAAAGCUCCCAAUUAAAUGCUUUGGAAGCUUCUAGUCUGCAUCCACUCCGCUCGGAGGGGUCCUCAGUGCCAUCCAAAUUCGUUGGAGGCGAGGCUGAUCAGUACAAUCGUGCUGAUGGAAGUAAUCUCUAAGACGGGUCUAUUUGUAAGAUUUUUCUUGGAGGAUAUACUACGUUUCUGAUCUGAGGGAUCCAAAUCCGCAACGCCAUUCUCGGCGCAAUACCACCUGAAUUUUUCUGCACGCCACUUCGCUGCCGUGUGUGAUUUUCUCGCUGUCCGUCCUUUGACCCUUCGGACUGUUGUGAACACACCUCGCCGCUCUCCACGUCCUCUAGUUCCCCUAGGUCCCCCAGCUGGAGCCGUAAAGGGUUGGAUGCGUUUUUACCCUUUUUGCGGAAGCGUUCAUGCUGCCAAGAUGCCGAUCGGACACGGAAGCGCGGCUUACGCCCAACAGGACACCAUGGCGGACAUUGUGCAGGGAAUCAUAUUCGAGAGGAAUCGCGCCGUUUUAGAGGCUCGAGCAAUGCGGCAAGAGGAAGAAGUGACUCUGGACCUAGUUCGGGCACAGCGGGACCGGAUCGAGUAUCUGCAGAAGGAACUGCGACAGCUUUCGCAGAAUUUCAGACAAGUGUGUGCAAGUCAAGCUCUAAACCAGGAGGCGCGGUCGAAGGCAGUUCACCAGGCACAGGAAGAGUCACGGCUUCUCCUUCAGACCUCCCAAGAGAACACGGAACUUCAGGCACGCGCGCAUGCACUGGCCGCGCAGUGUGAAGCGGCGCAGCAAGCGGAAAAGCAUUUGAGUGAGAAAGUCAGUGCUCUGGAGCGAGUGCAGAAAACUCUUCAGGCUCAGCUGGUGGCUGCCGAGGCGAAGGGAAAGGACUAUGCGGCCCAGCUGGCCGAAACAAAAAAGGCUGUAGAGUCCAUUCAGUUCCAAGCUCGCGCGGCCGAGGCCGCGGUGAAAUGUGAAGAGGCAACUCGCAAGCAGUACGAAGAUCGGAUCGCCGAACUGGAGCACCAAGUUGCCGAGUACACGACACGGCUUUCAGCCGCGCAAGAGGAAACGAAGAAACUUGUACUUGAGAACACGAAGGCGAAAACCCAAGUGGCGAUCGCAGCCGCCAAAGCCGAGGUGAAAGCCAAGGCUUCAUCCGCGGCGGUGGAGAAGGUGGCGGGAGAGGACGAGGCGCUCACAAUGGAGAAGUUUCGCGCGAAAAUGAAGGAGGAAGGGGCGGCGGCGAGGCGGCAGUUCGAGGCGAAGCUCCAGGAGGCGGAAGAACGGUACAGAAAGGACAUUUCAGACGUCCGCGAACUGCUGGAGAAGGAGCGCACGCAGUGGAUUCUUCAGAGCGAGGAAGAGAAGCGGCAGCUGCUCGCACAAGCCGAGAGCGAGAAAGAGCAUGUGAAGCGACGCGUGCAGGAGGAGUUUGCGGCGCAGAUUCGGGCGGCAGAAACGCAAGCGAAGGAGAGGAAGAUGGACGCGCGAGAGGCGACGGCCAAGCUGCAGGCCGAGAAUGAGGCCCUUCAGAAGGCGAAGGUAGCCCUGGAGGAGGCAGCGAAGCGUGAAAAAGAAGAGCGCGAGCAGGAGCGACAGGAGAGACAGAAGGUUCAGGAGCGGAUGAGCCAGAUGGAGGAGGAAGUGGUGCGUCUCAGGAACGAACGCGACGAGAAGGCUGUACAGGACCAGCAGCCGGGGGAGAAGAAGCUGGUCAGCGUGGAAGUGGAAGCGCUAUCAAAGGAAGCGGAAAACUUGCGGCAGAAAGUGGCCAUCCUUGAGAAGGAACAGAAGAAACUUGAAACAGAGAAACUCGGGCUGGAACGCGAGAAUGCCAGACUGCAAGAGGAACUCGGCGAAGAUGUGGCGAGCACCUUUGCCAGCGAAGGGGAUGUCAUGUCCGCCGGCAAGGCGAAGUCAAAGGAAGUGCACGACCUGGAGGACGAGCUGGAGAAAACCCGUGAAGAGGUGCAAAAGUGGAAGAGACGGGCGGUGCACGAGAGACAGAGGCGAAAGUCAGAGCAAGCAAUUGGAGAAACGGACGACGAGAGCGGAGACGAGGCCAAGGCGGAACCGGAGGGAGGUGCAACAUUCGACGAGGAAGAAGGCAAGGAGGAACAAGCAAGAACAGAGAUAGCUGAGUUAACUACCGACGAAGCAGACAGUGGCGAGCUGCACUCACUAGGCGAAGAGGAGCUCGUGAAGAGACUCGAAACUAUGCGCGAAAAACUCAAGACAGCCAGGUCGGUGUACAUGGAGCUUGUGCAGAAGUACAACACCCUCGUCAAAAAGUACAACAAACUCAUCGACGUUGUCGCAGCCAUGGACCCAAGGAAGAGGGAAAAGCACAAGGAAGCGGUGAAGACAAAGCAGGACAUGCCGCUCGAGGAUGAAAGUGGAGGCGGAAUAUUCAGCUUUUUCUGGUAGCCUGGGGAUCGACGAAGCCGUACAAAGCUGACGUUAAGAACAUAAAGAUCAUAGCCACGCCAUGUACUGUAGUUACCACAUUAUCGGUCUUUUAAUUUCCAUGAAUGGAGUCACCUUGGAAUGUCUUUGCUCACGUUGUCAGUUCACAUUCGUCUUGUUGCACUAGUCCACUGUAUAGAUCCUCACACACGUUAAAUUUACUGAUCUCGUCAGGCUUGCUUUUCAGGGAGAGACUCUUGCACGCACAGACAGGCGCAAACCUCACAGAGGACGUCAAAUAGGAACGCAGAGAGCACGGGAGUCCCGCAGAACCUGCUGACGUCGAGGAGACAAACGAGCGUCGUAAUGCUCUGGAAUUGGACAAAGCAUUUUUCCUCGUGUACCCAAGCGUAGGCGCAGAAGGGCGGUUUUGGUCUGCCUAGUUCUCUCUAGGGGCUCUAGUGUCCAUCUAGAACACUGAGGGGGGCAUUGUGAUGCCUUUGCGUGUGCUGCUUUUUCCAAGAACAGUUGAAUGCCGUGGUAGCUAUAGGCAGUUCUCAUGAGUCCGCAUUUAUAAAGACUAGACAGCAUUCCGGUUUAUCAGGAACAGGACCAGAAGCUUUUGUUCUGCGUGUUAGAGCGGAUACAACGACAGCCCAGAUUUCCAUGAGACGAGAUUAAAAGGGAGGCUUGAGAAAUCGGGGUCUUUGUCUCGAGUGGUCAGUUUAUUUAUUCACCCGUGUUUUCUGGGUUGUUCCUGUGACCGAUAGUGUCCGCCACGGACGGAACGUCAGGUGAAAAACGAUCGUUUCCAUUAAUUGCGUCUCAUCAAGGGAGUUUCACUGCGGUGGGACAGAAGUUUAGGGAAGGGUUUAUUCAUCCUGACUGUGGUUCGUCGUUUUUUUGAUAUCUAGGAAAACAACGCCUGUAAAAAGCUGUACGGCCUUAAUUAUCCUUUUGGCAGUCGCUUUCCUAGUGUGGGGCACGUCAGAUUAGGAUUGUGUUUGCAAUCUCAUCGACAAUUUGUGGAUUUGUCCCUACAGUAAAGCUACGGUCAAUAUGACAGAGAGGAUUCUGUGAGCAGCGCAGAGCUCUGCCUAGUCUACAGCAGAAAUGCUGGAUGGGAGAGACGAGACCAGGAAGAAAUCUUUGACGAGCUUGCAGUUUUAUCUGCUCAUGCCAGCAUUUUUGUCGCUCGAAAACGAACACCCGCGUCACCCUAUCAGAGUGUAGAAAGUUCGAGAGGGAUGCUCCAGCGUGGACCGUCUAGGAACAGUGUUUCAUUUCUCGUGACAUAUAAUGCCGCCUUUCCGGUCUGAACUCCGUGCACGUAACGUUGGCUUUUCGACGCGAGUGCCACGUCGACAAACCGAGCAGCGACAUACAGAAGCGAGAAAGCGCGUUGCCUUUACUUUCGAGAAUUGUGGCUUCUCUCCGUGGCUGAGACGGAUCCGAGUCGCGCAAAUGGUUUACAAGAGGCACACAAUAACAGUUGUCACGAGAAACGACACGCGUUACGUAGGCA